Messenger RNA from Cercopithifilaria johnstoni, 2313 nucleotides. The record is from the annotation of a GenBank genome assembly. Lineage: Eukaryota; Metazoa; Nematoda; Chromadorea; Rhabditida; Onchocercidae.
AUGGAUUCAAAACGGACAGGCGCAAUCAGACGUUGGUUCGAACAAUUGUUAAAGGCCAAGUUAGGUAUUGAUCCAGUGGAUGGCUGGGCUCUACUGUAUAAACGACACAUACCUACUAUAACUCAUUUCAUCACUACUGGUAAGUUCAAAAUAUGCGAGGAAAAGUCAAGCCAAGAAGUAUACACGAAAGCAUAUCAGGCUUUAGUGGAUCAAAUGACCGAUGUUUCGUUUCUAGACCAUUUGAAGCCAGAUUUGGCUGCAACGGGUGAUAAUUUUGAGGUGGCUAAAUUUUUGAUCGUCUUCUUGAAUGAGUUACGGAUAAGUCUGGAAGUGGUUUUCGAUGAAGAUUACGGACUAGCUGAGGAUGAAAAUAAGCAUAUUGGAGCGGUACUGCAUUAUUUGGAGGAUCAUCAAAAUUGGGAUCCCUAUGAUUCUUGGCCUGCAGUGCUGUUUCAAAGCAGUGACGAAUCUGUAAAUGUGGAAAAUUUUACUACUCCCAAGAUUCGUCGAUCAAAUCAUUGUGGAUUCGUAUUGAGUGAAAAAAUAGAUAUAAGGCGUAGUCCACUUUCUGAAGUCGUUUCCUCUCCUCGUUCACGUGAAUUGCGAAUAAUGCGUGAAAAAGAUAGAAAGAUAAAGACUCUGAAUGAACGAUGUAAACUACUAGAAUACGAAAAAGAUGAUCUGGACAGCGCACUAAGAACCGCUAACCAGGAAAUCAAAAGACUUACAAAGAGUCUCAGCGAAGUAACCAGCGCUGUUAGUGAGAAAGAUGCACGGUGCCGUACGCUUGGUACAGAACUGGAUGACUGGCGAACUAAAGCGGCUGCAGCUGAGGAAGAAAGCAUUCAACUAAAGCAGCAAUUAAAGACUGCAAAGCAAGAACUGCACACUACACAAAGGCAAUUGCGUGAAGCCGAAUUUGACAUUUCAUCGAAACAAAGGACGGUUGAGAGCUGGGAAAAAAAAGCUGCAUUGGAGGAAGAAUGGCGAUUAAAAAUGAAAAGAGAACGAGAAGAGCUUUUGCAGGAACUUGAAGUGACACGGAUCUCGAAUACGACUGCCGAGGAGCGAUUGAUACGGCUUACAACUAACGAUGAAGCCGAAAUCGCAGAAUUGCGGAACAUCAUCGAUGGAUUACGAUCGGACGUAAAGGAAGCGCGACGAGAAAGGGAUGAAGCACUGAUUAGUCAGGACGAAAAAGUGAGGAUCAAGGAAUUAGAGAUUGCAAGGUCUGCCGGUAUGAUUACAGAAAUGAAGAAGCAAUUAAGUGUUGCUCAACUUUCUGUCCAAAACAUUCGCAACAUAGCUGUGCAGAUACGAAAUCUUUGUAGAGAGCUGGAAAAUAGGAGGACCGAAAUUCAAGGUCUACGAUUCCUGUUCACAGGUAUCCAGAAUGAAUAUCAGGCUUUGCAGGAAGAGAAUGGACAAAAUAAAGCUAUGAUUGAAAGCCUACGAAACAAUGUAGCGAUAAGCGAAUAUCAGUCGAAGGCGUUAGCUGCAUCAUUGGAGGAUCAACGGAAGAAGCAUGUAGUGGCUAUGAUGGCAAAGCAAGAAACUUUAAAUGAAAAACAACGGAUGCUCUUGGAAGCAUGGAAUCAGUUGAAUAGCAGCGUUGAACUCAAUAUCCAUUUGCAGGAAGAAAUAAGACGGCGGGAGGCUGCAUACCUUACUCUUGAGCAACGCCUUGCUUCUGCCGAGGAAAGACACUCAACAAUUUCCCAACAUUUCUCAAUUAGCAAUAGCACUCUGGAUAGUAAACCAGCCGAGGAAAUGGCCAAAAUAAACUGUCACUUUUCGGAAGCAGUAGACGUGUCAUCUGGUGCGUUGCCUCAUGAAUUUCAUCCACUCCCGGAAGUUGAAGAUGAGAAUGAUUUGUUGUCGUCAUCAUCCGUGGUUGGCGAUCCAUAUAUGCUAAAGGUGGAACCGCAAUGUGGUAGACUGAUUACAGCUGAUGAACAAGAGGAAUUUAACACUUCCGUGGAUAGUGAACGCUUGAGUGAAUUGAACAGACGCAAUAAAACAUUGCCGCCUCACAUGCGUUCAACUUACGCUACGGAAUUGACUUAUGCUGCGAAACGUUUCCCAUCUGAACGGCUCGAAGAUGAACUCAAAAAUUCCAGAAAUUUUACGCCAUACUUACAUAAAGGUGGCGGUGAUACAUCUAGCUUAGUAUCACCAAGCAACUUAUCGAAAACUAAGUAUGUUUCACGAUCGUUGCGCAGUGUCAAAAAACAUUUUAGCAAAAUAUUGCAAGAAGCGAACACAUCCAAAACGAGUGUUACCGAUCGGACUCCAUUAAAAUGGAAAAAUUGA